AUGACUCGCUGCGCCGAAACCAACUGCACCAGGAGCGUGAUUCUGCCUCCGGGCCGCGAAUUGAAGGCAAACUUCAUUUGCAAGAUGCACAAGCUCGAGCUCUACAGGAGCUGCGCGCAGAUGAUUGCGCACUGCCAGCACGGGCGUAUGCCCACUGGGGGCACGCCUGAAGAAGGCCUGAACGAAGUCCUGUUCGGGUGGAUGAGGGGGGCUAGGCGACACUCCGUGUCUGCAGAGACGGACAUCGAUGACGCCCUUGAAAAAGGACCCGAGGCGCAGCCCUCCCGCAGCGUCUAA
Messenger RNA from Parastagonospora nodorum SN15, 297 nucleotides. RefSeq lists its product as hypothetical. The record is from RefSeq and is a predicted model, not a curated record. Bases 1 to 297 code for a protein of 98 amino acids. NCBI's taxonomy places the organism in Eukaryota, Fungi, Ascomycota, Dothideomycetes, Pleosporales, Phaeosphaeriaceae. The transcript has 2 exons.